Wyeomyia smithii (pitcher-plant mosquito) is the source of this 1442-nucleotide messenger RNA. Its product is annotated as tRNA:m(4)X modification enzyme TRM13 homolog. The transcript has a single exon. The coding region runs from base 108 to 1415 and encodes 435 amino acids. Gene Ontology annotation, biological process: tRNA methylation. The record is from RefSeq and is a predicted model, not a curated record. NCBI's taxonomy places the organism in Eukaryota, Metazoa, Arthropoda, Insecta, Diptera, Culicidae.
AUCGCACGCCGUCGACAUCCACCCUCUAGUUUUUUAUUUCUAUUUACUUUCACUUCAUUCGCAAAAAAACUGUUUUUAUUCGUAACCCAAAUAGCACCGUCCUCCUCAUGAAUUCACCAGAGCCAUCAGCGGAAAAGCGACCAAAACUGGACACCCAAGUGGAACCAACGUCCAUCCGGUGUCAGCAUUUUGUGCAGCGCAAAAAGCGCUACUGUAAAAUGACCGUCGGCCGAGGAAAGCAGUUCUGCGGGGAGCACGAGCCCCAACAAUCGCCGGACAUCAUCACAAAUAGCAACAGUACCCACCGAAUUUCGUGCCCUCUGGAUCCCAAGCACUCCAUUUCGGCCGCCAAGUUGGACAAACAUUUGCGCAUUUGUAAUGCCCGUCCCGUGGAAAGGCCAAACUUCAUACAGCCCGGGGUGAACACGGGCUCCGAUGGGGGAAACGCGAGCGCCACGGAACAACUUUCGAGUAGCCGUAAACUGGCGGAUGUUACACAGGAAGAACUGGACGGUCUGAUAGCAAAAAUAGAAGCGGUUUACGAAGCCGAUAACCGCAUUACUGCGCUGGAAGAAACUAUUUUGGAGCACCCUGUGCUCAAGGAGGAGCUUUCGAAGGAAACCUACGGGCCGCAAACGUUAAAGCACCUGAUUCAGUCGGCUUCGCUGCUGGGCAUAAUCGAACGUGAAAACUUCCUGCGUGGGAAUACUGCUUUUGUCGAGUUCGGAGCCGGCAAAGGACAAGUUGCUUUCUGGUUGGCAACGGUUAUUCAACAAUCGACAGAACAGAACUUGACAAACAGCCGGGUACUGCUCGUUGAUCGAGCUUCCCACCGUCACAAGCAGGACAAUCGAAUUGAGGAUCGGGAGAUAGUCCAACGAAUUCGAGCCGAUAUUGGGGAUUUGAUUCUAAGGAAGUUGGAUAUUUUGCGCGGGUCUGACAGCGUAGUUGGUAUCGGCAAGCAUCUCUGCGGAGGGGCUACAGAUCUUGCUCUGCGUUGCUUGGUCAAGGCAAAUCGGGAUGCGAACGAUGAUGGAAAGGACUGGCAAGUGAAGGGAUUCGUUUUUGCUUUGUGUUGCCACCAUCGGUGCGACUGGGGGAGUUAUACUGGAAAGAGUUUCCUUCUUAAUAAAGGAAUCGACCGCAAUGACUUUUGUCUUAUAGCACGAAUGGUCAGUUGGGCGGUGUGUGGUACCGGAACUAGCCGAGAGAGGCGAAAGAUAGAACUUGACAACGGCGUCAAAUAUGGAUUGACUCGGGCCCAGAGGGAAGAGAUUGGUAGGAAAUGCAAACGCGUGCUAGAUUUGGGUCGAAUAGAAUACCUAAAAGCAAACGGUUUCGAUUCCCAGCUGAAAAAGUACGCCAAGAGUGAAAUUACGCUGGAAAAUGUUUGUCUAAUAGGACAUGUCAAAUAAAAUUUUCUCACAACAAGAAAGACCCCU